Molecule: messenger RNA, 5635 nt
Organism: Xyrauchen texanus (razorback sucker)
Lineage: Eukaryota; Metazoa; Chordata; Actinopteri; Cypriniformes; Catostomidae
Product: serine/threonine-protein kinase 10-like
Exons: 19
Coding region: 234-3272 (1012 amino acids)
Biological process (GO): protein phosphorylation
Molecular function (GO): protein binding; protein serine/threonine kinase activity; ATP binding
Source: RefSeq, a predicted model, not a curated record
UAGAACAUGAGUCAAACGUGUUUCACUCGACUCUGGACAGUCCUCAUUUACCCAAUGGAGUGGAAUAAGGCUAUGGAAAUCUGAGAUUACUUAUUUUUUCAAAUGGUGGAGAUGUCUACUUUCUAUGGAAUGUUGAAGAGUUUCAGCUCAGUUUUUGUAUUUAUUUUAUCCUGAAGUCAUCAUUUACAUCAUCUGUUUUGUAGCACUCGAGCCUCUUAUCAAUAUCGUUUAAAAUGGCUUUCGCAAAAUUCAGCAAGAUCCUUCGGCUUCCUACUAUUGACAUGAAGAAGAGAGUCAAACAAUAUGAGCACGUUCACCGGGAUGUUAAUCCAGACGACAUGUGGGAAAUUAUCGGGGAACUGGGUGAUGGUGCUUUCGGGAAAGUUUAUAAGGCUCAGAAUAAAGAAACAGGCGUGCUGGCCGCUGCCAAAGUGAUCGAAACCAAAAGCGAGGAGGAGCUGGAAGACUACGUGGUGGAAAUCGACAUCUUGGCAUCCUGCAACCAUCAGUACAUCGUCAAACUGCUUGAUGCCUUCUUCUAUGACAACAAGCUAUCGAUCAUGAUCGAGUUCUGCCCUGGAGGUGCGGUCGAUGCCACCAUGUUAGAGUUGGACAGGGGUCUUGAGGAACCUCAGAUUCAGGUGGUCUGUAAACAGAUGUUGGAGGCUCUUCAGUACCUCCACAGCAUGAAGAUCAUUCACAGAGACCUUAAGGCCGGAAACAUCCUCCUCAUGCUGGAUGGAGACAUCAAGCUAGCUGAUUUUGGAGUUUCUGCAAAAAACACAAAAACUCUUCAAAGACGAGACUCUUUUAUUGGAACGCCAUAUUGGAUGGCUCCUGAGGUUGUGAUGUGUGAAACCAUGAAAGAUGCUCCAUAUGACUACAAAGCAGACAUCUGGUCUCUGGGAAUCACACUGAUAGAGCUGGCUCAGAUUGAGCCGCCCCACCAUGAGCUAAACCCCAUGAGGGUCCUGCUUAAAAUUGCCAAGUCUGAGCCGCCCACCCUGGAGCAGCCCACAAAGUGGUCAAUGGAAUUUAAGGAUUUCCUGGAAAAGGCUUUGGAAAAAAACCCAGAGACGAGGCCGACUGCUGCUCAGCUUCUCGAACACUCCUUUGUGAGCUCUGUGAAGACGAACCGGCCGCUGAGAGAGCUGGUAGCUGAAGCUAAAGCAGAAGUGAUGGAGGAGAUCGAUGACAAUCAUGAAGCAGAAGAUGAUGAGCCAGCUGACCUCUCAUCUGUACAGGCCCCAGGCAAAGACCUGUCUGAACCCAGUGAGACCAGUUUAGUAGGGGACCAUCUGCAUGACAAACGCCUGACCAAAACGUUAAUGGAGGUUGAGGAGAAGCCCAGGAACCCAGUGAUUGCAGAGACCCCGGUCGAAGAGCUGGACGGCCUCAGCGACAAGUUACCUGGGGAAGAUCAUGACAAACCAGAGAGCGAGACAUCAGGCAAGACCUCCUGCUCUGACUCCGGGAUCGAGGAUGGGAAGAGCACACCCACCUCAGAGGAGGACUCCAAAGCAAUCAAGAGCUCAGUACCAGAGUUAUCUUUACCACUGAGAACAGCAGAACCUUCAGAGACAUCUGAGUCUUCUUCAGAUACUACGGAGCAUCCAUUGGUGAAGUCAGAGAAGCCUGAGGAACCGGAGACAGAAGAGUGCCCAGAAGGAGUUCCAGACUGGUCUUUGUCCACCAAACAACCAUACGAGGUGCUCAACAGAACUGCAUCCAAGGAGCUGCAAAACCUUUUGUCUGGAGUGAGCGACAGGUCAUCUUUGGUUGGGGAGGAUGUGGAGAGUCUGGUUCCUUACUCAAAUGGCAGGUUAUCAAAGCGAUACUCUUACGAGGACAGCGAAAACAUGGACAUGAGCCUGAAUAUGUCUGGAGACAUGUCGGUCAACCAGGACACUGGCACCAUCUCUGUCCGGGACUCCAAGAAGACGCUCAAACGCACCCGUAAAUUCUGGGUUGACGAUACAGAGGUGUGUGUCACCACCACCAAAGUCAUCAGUGACGAUGAGACGAAAGACGAGGAGAUGAGGUUCCUCAGGCGUCAGGAGCUGCGAGAGCUGCGUUUGUUACAGAAAGAGCAGCAUCGCGCUCAGGCCAUUCUCAACUUCAAACUCAAAGACCAGCGUGAGCAGAUGCAGCGCAGAUUUGACCAGGACAUGAAUGCCAAGAAGAAAUACUACGACACAGAACUGGAGACGCUGGAGAAACAGCAGAAACAGACCAUAGAGAAGAUGGAGACGGAUCAUGCCAUACGACUGCGAGAUGAGACCAAACGCAUCCGCGCCGAACAGGACAAAGCCUACCACAAGUUCCUGGACCAGAUGAAACACAAGAAGAAAGAGGUAAAACAAGAGGUGGAGAAACUACCCAGGAGUGAGAGGAAAGACAGUCUGAAGGUCAAAAUCAACAACUUUCAACAGAUGAAAUUAACUGAGGAAGAGAAGUUUCUUGCAGAUCAGAAGGAAUAUCUUGAGUCAACGCUGAAGAGGAUCAUUGCUGAAAACAAGUGUGAGAUCUCCGAGACGGAGCGGCAGUGCCUCAACAAAAAACAGAAUCUCAUUAGAGAGCGUGAGACCACUAUCUGGGACCUGGAAGAGAAGAACAUUCAUGAGAGACACCAGCUGUUCAAACAGCAGCUGAAGGACCAGUACUUCCUGCAGCGACACCAGCUCCUAAAGAAACACGAGAAGGAACAAGAGCAGAUGCAGUGUUACAACCAGCGCAUGAUUGAGAUCCUGAAGGCCCGGCAGCAGCAGGAGAAGAACAGACUGCCCAAGAUCCAGCGCAACGAGGGCAAAACACGAAUGAUGAUGUUCAAGAAGAGCCUGAGGAUCAACUCCACCGGAAGCUCUGCAGAAGACCGCGAGAAGAUUAAACAGUUUUCCAGACAGGAGGAGAAGCGUCAGAAAGCGGAGCGACUGCACCAGCAGCAGAAACAUGACAAUCAGAUGAGGGAGAUGAUUGGCCAGUGUGACAGCAACAUCAGAGAACUGCAGCAGCUACAGAACGAGAAGUGUCAUCUGCUGAUAGAGAACGAAACACUGCGUCUGAAGUCACUGGAUGAGCAGCACAACCAGCAGCUGAAGGACUGGAGAGAGCAGCUCAAGCCCAGGAAGAAGGCUCUGGAGGAUGAACUGAACCAGAAGAAAAGAGAGCAGGAGCUUUUCUUCAAGAUGAGUGAAGACUCUGAGUGUCAGAACCUCUGCUCACCCAACAGACUCAGCAAGUUCCUGCCAUACGCCGAUUCCACCAACACAUGAGCUGCUGCCCCAAAACACCCUCACGUCUGUGGACUGCACACCAAGUAUUUUACUUCAGGUUUUAUUUUCUUAGAAGACUCGUAUGGAGGUUUAAUCAGAUAUCAUCUCACAGAUCUCAAUGAAAAUGCUCAAAAAUCGCAUCUGAAAUCCAUUAAUGCAGUUUGACGCUCCCAAAGUAAGUUUUGCACCAACUUAACCACAAAGCCAAAUAACCAAGUUAAACUAAUGCUAAGAUUUACCCCCCAAUCAAACAAAAUCAAUCACCAAAAUGUACCUACUUGGCUCGUAAUGGCUGAUUUUGAAUGUCUAAAUCAGUAAUCCCAUCCAGCUAUACUCUUAUGUUCAUUGAACAGUGGGUUCAUUGGUACAUAUCUGGUCAAUGUUGAGGAAAGUGCCUUUGAUACAAUACAUUGAUUUAAAAAGGGUUUGUUUACUCAUGAAUAAUUCAUUAGGGGGAUUGAGCUGUUUCACUUUAUUAUGACCAUUCAAGAUCUGAGAUCAGACCCUUUUGCCUUCAUUCAGAAGCUUUAUUCUUCUAAUUUUAUCUUUAGUUACAUUUCUGUUGCCAAAUAUAUUGUACAAACUUUACAUAUUUCUCAUAGUUUCUUAUAUAUUUUUACUUUUUUCUAUAUUCGUUUACAUAAACAUAGUUACAACUAUCACUUUACUUAUCUAACAAAUUAUAGAACCAAUUUCAACCUUGUACAGACGUUUAAAUGCUGGAAAAGUUUUGUUGCUCUUUUUUUUAAUUUGUUUUUUUAUUACCAUUAAAAUCCUUCUGAACUGCUGCAUAAUUUGUUCGUUACUAAACUGAACAGCAGAAACGUAUGUUUUAAUUGGUACAUUUAAGUUAUUUUUAUUAUACUUUUAUUGUCGUCAGAGAUGUUUUUUGUCAAUGUAUGUAUUAGACCACAACUAAUUCACCCCUUUUAUUAUUGUCCCGCAAUGUUCACCAAAAUGCGAGUUAUACUUGUCCACCAAACUGUCAGUGGCAAAUUUACUGUAAACACAACACACUGGAUGGUAUAAGCGUGUGCUGGUACUGACGAUACUUGCUAAUGCCAAAAUCUCUAAACUAACAAGUGUCGAGAUAUUUGUUUAAGGUUUAAAUGUGGUUAUAAUGUUUUCCUGUUUAGUUUUAUUGUAUUGUAUUGUAUUGAUCAUUUUGUAUCAUGCUGUUGGAAUCACUGUCACCUAUCCAAUGUGCAAUAUGUUGUGUUCCUUUAAAUGUGUUCAAAUUUUACCUAUUGUGUUAUUUUACAACUGCUCGCUUUCUUGAGCCGUUUGAUAUAUUUAUUUCUAGAAAACAUGUCUGAACAUUGGGAACGAGAUUUACACCUGUUUUUCUAGUUCCUUUACAAUUACUUUUUAAUUUCAAUAUUUCAGUUUUUAUGUCUUCCCAUCACAAUUAACUUUUUUUAGGCUUGCAGCUUAACCAAAGGUUUAGUGUGUAUGUCUGUGUAAAGAAACUGUCGUCCUAGAAGAGUACAUAUAAUAAAUGAGAUGUUUAUUAUUCAUACCAAGAAUUAUCUGUAUUUGAUUCGAUUUCAGUAAAUGACUGUUUAGAAAUAAUUGUUUUGCGAGUAGUCAGGGGGCCAAGUACCAUAUAGCUUCUAGAACUAUGUUAAAAAAAGUUUGGGAUCCUCAUCUCAAACCCUCUAGCGCCAGUUUUGUGUACAUUUUAGCUGAAAAAGUUUUACUUGAAUGAACUAGAAAAAUCUUAAAAAUAUCUUGAAUAUUUUACAGAUAUUUAUUAAAGCAUAUUUUAAAAAUAAAUAUUUUUUAUACUCCAAACUAAAGGUACACCAAAAUAUCAUUUUUACGAUUAAUCAGUGCCGAUAGUUGCUUUUUGGAACUAUCAGUUAUCUGCAAAAUUCUGUGGCAAUUGCUGCUAUUAUUUUAUUUCUUUUACUCAUCAAAAAAACUCAGUUGGUAAAAUGUGUAUGUAUACUGUAUAUAUACAAAUCUUUUCAUUUGGUGAAUUUAAAAGCCAUAAAAAGCUUCAUUUAGUACAUACUUGUAUAAAUAGAGCUAAUUCUGUCAUUUCAAAAUAAGAGUCCCAGGUGUAUUUAAGGCUUCUUUCUAGUUAAAAGUCUGCUGUUAUACAACAAAUAUGAAUUUUUCUGGUUAUUACUGGAAUUUUGCACAAUAAACUGCUUUUGUGAUUUUAUUGAUCUUGGAGCCUCAAUGUCUGUGCUCUUCUUAGUAAGGAUUUAUUUGUUAUUAUUCCAUCCAUAGUUUUUUUUUAAACUUUUUUUUAAAAAGAUUAAUCGGUUAUCUGCCUUUUGCACCACCUUAGGUGUUGGUAUCGGUAAAAUCCAAUAUUUGUUUAAUGCUACUCUAAAUAGUCUUCCUUUAAAAUG